AUGACAAAGCGGUUCACUUCCCAGAAUCUCCAGUGGGAAGCAAGAUGUGGGAUUUUCAUUCACGAAGAAUGCCAGCCAGCACAAUCGAUGCACUCCUAUCAGAAAGUGACAGUUUUUUCCCCAACAGACCGCUUCACCUUCUUUGCUGAGAGAAAGAUUUUGGUUUGGAAUGCGCUCAAGACUCUCACAGGCCACUCACUUCCCAAUGAGGUAUUUCUGUUGCCUGCGGGGCUUCUCGAGGCCAAAGCGACAUUUCCGGCAAAUUUUGAGGUAUCAGAUCAGGAGAUUUCUCUCUUUGCAGCAGUGCCUGCAGUGGUUGGUACAGGAUCACAGCUUUUUGCAUUGGGUUCACACAAUGCUUCAUGUAUCGCAGUCCUCACCGCAAGGGGGAUCUUUGUGUUGCGAAGGGAUCAGGGCAUGACAGCGUCUGAUGCCUUUACCACUCUCAACCAUCACAUCGGCUUCAGGUGCACCCACCUGGUUGGCAUGCUAGGUGAGAAACAUCAAGAAGAAACGCUAUGCCCCAAAGCUGCAGACAAUCUUCAAGUGCUGGACUACGUCAAGCCAAAGGUCCAAGAUGGGAUCAUCAGCUUCACUUCUUCACAUGAGGCACUGAAGGAAUUUGCGGAUUUUCUUCAGGACACCGGGCUGCAGAAGAUGUUGCCUGCUUUGGGGGUGGGCAUUCGUCACAGAUGCAGAAAGCUUCAUUCAAGUAAGGACAGAGAAGAUUCUGAUGAUGCGGAAGCCAUCAGCACUUGCGCUGUGUACGAACAGUGUUCAGUGUCGCAAUCUACCUUUUUCUUUGCAAGAUCAAAACCUGGAACAGUGCAGGAUCGGACCCAUCCACCAGGAAAGGAUAUCACAAUGGCUCACUUUAGUGAAGAGUGGGAUCCCAUUUGUGCGAUGUUUGACCUUGACAAGCCGUGGCGUUUUGUAGGUCAGGGCAGAAGCUUGAAUCCACAAUGGCCUCUGAGAGGUUUUGCAGAGGAAGAUUCGGAAGGCACGGUUUACAUGCAGAUUGGGUUGAAAGGAGGAGGUCCAGUCAAGCUCAAGAACAGUGAACAGGUCUCCGAUGACGGUAAUCUCAACAACUUGGCUGAGUUUGAGAAAGCCAGUUUCACUGCAGAAUUGGGUCAUGUGUUAUUGAAGAUGGUGGAUCACAGAGGCACAAUUUCCUGGUGCGACAUCACAAACUUUUUGGAUUUGGAAGCCAAAGCCGAAGAAGGGUACUAUGUCAUCAAAGGUCGAUUUCAGACAUUGAGGCAGCGUUUGGAGAUGUUGAGGGAAACAGGUAUUGAGAAGGACGAGUUGGCACUGCUUGUGAUUGGUGGCAAAGGCCUCUGUGAUGGAUUUGAUGGACAGAAACUUCAAGCUCCAGUUCUCUACAAUGAGGAGCCUCUCAUACUCCAGGCGAUCCUGUUCAACCUUGGAGCGAAGGAUGCGGGCAUGCCACAGACAGAGCUGGAAACAAUCCCAGCUACAGACUCUCAUGUGGUCUCCUUCACGGCCUAUGCAGAUGAGAUUGACAGUGACACUUGGUCUUUGAUCCUGCAAGCCCCAGUCAAGAACACCAUGAGGAUUUUGCUGCCAGAUCAGGAUGCUAUUGAGACUGAGAGCCUCAGGUGGAACUUGCAGUGUCUUUGUCAAGAUGUGACAGUCAUUGUGGCACUGUUGGUGGACAGAAAAGCGACGGGAGGAAUCCCAACCAAGAACAUGAAGUCACAGGAAACUGAUGCCAUUGGUGGUGUUCUCUCUGAAGAUCCCUGGAAGUCUUGGAUUGACAAUAGGGGAGGUACUGGCAUGGCUCAGUCAGCAAAUCACUCUCGAUCAGUCACAGCACCAGUGGUGACUCAACCACCAAGGAGGCUUGAGGCGCCCAUUGAGGAUCGCUUCACGCAGCAUCAGACAGCAGUUCAGGAGUUGCGUGAAAAAGGUGAGAAAGAUACAAAGGCCCUUCGAAGUGACAUCGCAAAACUGGAGAGGACAAUUACUGCGCAGCAACAGCAGGUACAAUACAAUUUGGAGAUGACAAACGCCGAGUUCAGAGCAGUCAGGUCUGAGACACAGAGUCACCUCCAGACUCUCUCAACGACUUUUCAGGACAGUUUGUAG
Cladocopium goreaui is the source of this 2112-nucleotide messenger RNA. Lineage: Eukaryota; Dinophyceae; Suessiales; Symbiodiniaceae. The record is from the annotation of a GenBank genome assembly.